Molecule: messenger RNA, 2105 nt
Organism: Tuber aestivum (summer truffle)
Lineage: Eukaryota; Fungi; Ascomycota; Pezizomycetes; Pezizales; Tuberaceae
Source: the annotation of a GenBank genome assembly
AUGCCUCCAAUGAAGUCGAGCAAGAAGAUUGGAUUGACUGCCAUUCAGAAAUAUGAACUCUGUUGUCUGCGGUCACGAUACCCGAAGAUGAAGCUCGCUGAAUUUGCACUACUCGAUGAAUGCCCUCGCCGGGCUGAUGGAUCCCCGCUUGCGAUAUCAAGUUUGUCUGACCACUUGAAGGGAUGGGCAGCAAAGAUAAAGGAAGGAUGCCCUCAAGGUAUAUAGAAAAAAUCCAAGUGGUAUUGUAAAGUUGUUAACCAAGUAUGUUAAUAGGUCCAGUGGCAUUGAAGCAAAAGAAUCGUAUUGAAAGCUACCCUUUCCUCGAGCAUUUCCUCGCACUAUGGAUGGAUGCAGCGGAAGAUGCUCGUAUACCAGUUACCGAUGAAAUCAUUCGUACACAAGCAAAGAUCAUCCAAACAAGACUUGAAAAUGCCGGGGUGGAGGAGCCAUAUGAUGGGUUUGAGAUGUCGAAUGGGUGGACACAGCACUUUAAGAAUCGGCAUAAUUUUGGACGACUACGGACCCAUGGCCAGUCAGGCGAGGUGGAUCAGUCUGCACUUCCAGAGCAGCGUGAGAGCCUAGCACAGGAGCUUAUGCCUUUUGCUUCUUGUGAUCGGUAUAAUUGUGAUGAAAGUGGACUUGUCUUUAAUAAACAACCGCAGUCAUCUAAUGUUCGCCUUCAAAAAGGUAAACAGCUAAGAGGUGGAAAGGAUCCCAAAACCAGAAUUACAACAUUCCACAUUGUCAAUGAAGCUGGAACAGAUAAGAGAAAGAUUUGGGUAGUAGGACGAGCUAAGAGGCCUCAAUGCUUUCGUCAGCAGCGUGUCAAUCCUGACAAUCUUCCCAUUAUCUAUAAGUUUAACAAUAAAGCUUGGCUUCUAACUGGGCUAUGGUAUGAGUUUCUUCGUCGUUUCAAUGAAGAAAUGAGAAUAGCGCAACGACAGAUCGCCUUAGUGACAGACAAUUGUCCAACUCAUCCACGGCCAGAGUCUCCUCCUAUCGAAUAUAGUGGACCAACACCACCGGUUUUAACGAACAUUAAACUUAUCUAUCUUCCUCCUUGUACAACCUCCUUUCUUCAACCUCUUGAUUGUGGAAUCAUUGCCUCCUUUAAAGCUUCUUACAAGAGACUUUACGCUGAAUAUAUGGUACAACACUUUAACCUCCACGGAGAAAGGCCACCAAAAAUCGAUAUUCUACAAGCUAUUUACCUAAUAGCUAGUGCGUGGGACUCCAUUUCUCCGGAAACAAUCAGAAACUGUUGGGCGAAAGCGAAUAUCACAACCUCUAUGGCCUCCCCGGCAAACUCCAACGAAAACCUUACCGAUCAGUUUAUUUCUGCUCAGCGCCAAGGUGUUUUGGCCGCCUGGACAACACUCCAUCAAUCCUCUCAGAAUCCUGAUAUACUCAACUCCUACUUUGAUGAUGCCGAUGAAGGUGUUGGUACCCUUGACUCAGGGGAGGAAGCUGUUCUAGUUCCUGAUGCGAUAGCUAUUGUUGAGCGUGGAAUCAAGGCUGGAGUACUUGAUUGCCCUGCAAAUCAAUUAGAUAAAAUUGAUUAUGACAGUGAGAACGAUGAACAACAGCCUCUUCCAAUUCCUUUAAUUGGAUUAGAAACCGCUAUACACUAUACCGGUGAACUUUCCCGCUUUCUGCAGGCCCUUGAGACAACCACACUAUCCUUUCCUAACACCUUUGGGAAAGGAAAAAAUACGACUCCUGUUGAUCAACUUGUAUCCUCCAUGCAGGGUUUGAACUCUGCUCUUAUAAUGUAAAUUCUCUUAUCCUCCUAGCUUACUCUUCCAAUGGGUUUCUAGUUAGCUAAUUAAGCAUAUUAUAGUUAUCGAAGAACUCGUUCUACUCGGCAAACUACACUUACCCAGUUUUUUAAGCCUAACACUCACAACUCCGGAGAGCCGAGAAUAGAUGAGCAGAGGGUACAAGAAGGAAGGGCUUUUGUUGAUCUUGAGAUGGAGCGCAGGUAUAAUUGGAUUAGUAGUGAGGAAGACGAUGGCGGAGAGGGAGAAGAUGGUAAUACUACCUGUGUCCCAACCAAAUGGGUAACUGGGAGUAUCAAUACUGCCUAUGAACAAUUGUUAAGAUAG